UAUCUUUUCAGCAAAUAAUGUUGUGGCAAUGUUGUGGAGGAUUGUGGAGGCUCAAAGCAUGUGCAUGAUGAUAAGAGGUGUAGGGGUCAUUCACUCUAUUGGUCUUGCUGCAAACACCCAGACCCUAAUGGAUUAACCACUUCAAAUGCAUCUCACCCUGGGUCAACACACCUGAGUCACAUGAUUAGUUCAUUACCAGGCCUCUGGAGAACUUCAAGACAUGUUGAGAAGAACCAGUAUGGAGCAGAUCAGAGACCGUGUUUUCAAGCAUAAAAACUGCAAUUUUGUGGUCGGUCUUACGACUCCAGAGUACAUAGACUCUCUUGAGAGUUUUGAAAUAAAAGACAGCGAUGUCUUCCUUGUCACUUAUCCAAAAUCAGGCACUGUAUGGGCUCAGCAGAUCAUCAUUUCCAUCCAUGAACUGGAUGGGAAUCAGACUAAAUAUUCAAACAACAUGGAGAGGAUGCCGUGGCUGGAGUACAAGACUCCAGGCACGGCUGAAUACACUCUUCUUCCCUCUCCACGACUCUUCGCCUCGCAUCUCCCUGAACACAUCAUGCCUCCAGGAGUGAAGGAAAAGAAGGCAAAAAUCGUGUAUGUGAUGAGGAAUCCAAAGGACAACCUGGUGUCUUUUUAUCACUUCAGCAAAGCCCUGGCAGACCUGGAAACUCCCGAGAGCUUUGACCAGUUUUUUGAGUGGUACAUAACAGGAAACGUUUUUGCGUCAUCCUGGUUUGACCACGUCAGGGAAUGGUAUUUAAACAGAGACCAGUACAACAUCCUCUUCCUGACCUACGAGGAAAUGAUUUUGGACCUGAAAGGAUCAGUGAAGAAGAUCUGCAACUUCUUAGGGAUAAACCUGACUGAAGCUGCUAUCAGUCAAGUUGUGGAAAAAGCUACAUUUCAGAACAUGAAGAAUGACUCGAAAGCAAAUUAUCAGCAUUUUCCGCCAGAGAAGUUCAGUGGAAUAUUCCUGCGCAAAGGUCAGAUUGGAGACUGGAAGAACACACUGACUGUUGCACAGAGUGAAAGAGUGGAUCAAGUCCUUCGGGAGAAACUUGGUGAUUUGCCUUUAAAGUUCAUCUGGGAAUAAGCAGAGAAACCCGUCUCCCAGGAGUUUUUAAAGCAUUGAUCAUUAAGUGCAUUAAUCAGAAAACCAUAAAAAUGUGUUUUUCUGCUAUUUAAAUAAUAAAAAACCAUCAACAAAAGAUUAAUGUUUGUUCACCCAAGAUGGAUUCAUGUCAUGUAGAUCAUGAUUCCAGAAAUCAACAACGUUCAUUAAUAAAAUGUUUAUCAGUCAGUA
This is a messenger RNA of Haplochromis burtoni (Burton's mouthbrooder), 1303 nucleotides long. RefSeq names its product amine sulfotransferase. The transcript is spliced from 8 exons. The record is from RefSeq and is a predicted model, not a curated record. Gene Ontology annotation, molecular function: sulfotransferase activity. Bases 221 to 1093 code for a protein of 290 amino acids. Gene Ontology annotation, biological process: sulfation. Lineage: Eukaryota; Metazoa; Chordata; Actinopteri; Cichliformes; Cichlidae. Gene Ontology annotation, cellular component: cytoplasm.